GCAAAAAUCGAAAAAAUAAUAAAAACGAAAAAAAGAAGUGUGCGAAAUACGAUUCCCGCUUCGAUCCUACGAUUCAAUCCAAACCAGCGCCAAAAAAUUCCGCUUCUCUUCUCUUUCUUCUCCCUCUAUUUAAAUUCCUCACCUCUCUCUUCGGGUACCCGAACCGAACCAACCCGAACCGACCCGACUAACCUUAUCGGAAAAAAUGUUCGGCAGAAUCAGAGCUUCUCCGUCGUCGCUUGACAGUUUGGAAUUCUCUCCUCCAUCAAAGAUUCUCAAAGACGAUUCCUUCUCUAUCUACGAGGCUACUCUCAUGAAGCUUAAACUCGGUGCGAAACGCGAUAAAUCGUUGAUGCAAUUGGAGGAGGAAGAGAUUACAAAUGAUUGUUCAGUUACUGAUGAAGUGAAUAUGGAUGUGGAUUGUGCUCCGGCGACAGUAACUGUAAUUGAUUCGUUCUCUGUUGGUGAUGUUGGUAUAAUGACAUUGAUGGACACUGAUUGUUCUUCUUCUGUAACCAAUGCAUCACCUAUUGUUGUUGCUAGUGAAAGUGAUAGUAUUUCUACUGAGAAUAAUGUGGAAAAGCCGCGGCAAAAUAAUGUUUCAAUUCUAGAUUUUUUUAAACCUAAGGAUCCUGUGAAUUGCGUGAAUUUGUCGACUAAGAAUGAUAGCUGUGGUUCUGUUUCGUCGUCGGGUUCUGUUGUAUCUAAUGGCACAGGAAGUGAAUUGUGUGAAUGAAUGUAUGAAUGGUUGAAGAUGGCGCUUUUGAAUUAGAAGCAUGGAAAUCGGUAAUUAUGCCUACUGUUUUAUGUAGAUUAAAUUUCAUCUGUCAUAUUUUGUUGUAUUGUAUGAUUGUAUCACGCAUUCGCGCUCCAUAGCUUAUACCCUCAAUGUGUAUCAUGUACUAUUAUUUAAAUUUUUGAAAUGAAAUACAGUGGAAAUUUUAUUAAAUUUGGAGAAUUAUAUCUGUCUGCUUAUUUGAUAAUGAAUCUUGUUCAGCAAUGUGUAGGAUGUAAUGCUGUAUUUAUUUCCAAAUAUAGUUUUUUGUUUAUACAUGCUGCAUUUUCUUUAGGUAACAGCAUACCCCAAUUCAAACCUGAUUACUGUACUGACUCAAGAGUCAAGCAAGGGAAGCAUAUGAUUUAAUACUUCUACAAAAAAUUAUUUACUAUUAGUGAGGUUAGGGAGUUUAAUUUGAAGCAGUGUGUCAAAGAGGCUUCGGUUAUAAGUCACUAUUAGAAAGGGGUCUUAGUGUCUGACUCUCUCUUACAAGUUUGCUUUAGGUCUACUCGAGACCUUUAGAUGAGAUAAACAGAUUAUUUUCCGUUGUUGGGCACCCUGAAUUGAUGUCAUAGAACUACAAAAUGGUAUAGAAUUGGAUACAACUCGAAUACAAA
Molecule: messenger RNA, 1395 nt
Organism: Trifolium pratense (red clover)
Lineage: Eukaryota; Viridiplantae; Streptophyta; Magnoliopsida; Fabales; Fabaceae
Exons: 2
Coding region: 206-736 (176 amino acids)
Source: RefSeq, a predicted model, not a curated record